UGGGCGUGUUCGUGGGUAUCACUCUCUAGGUGUGUAACCAAAGUUAUCUGCCGGGGCGCGAGGCAAGAGGGAGCGCUCUCGCCAAGAGAGAGCGUAGCAGUUGACACCCGGUGCUGCGAUCACCUGGUCCAUCCAACCAAGUCCGUCCAGGCAAACCCCGCUACACCCCGCAGCGCACUGCCCAGCACGGCGAUGCCCCAACCCUCCAUUGACCACGUCCGCAUCAGCCCGCCAAGGAAGCGGCUCGGCGUGCGCCACCUCCAGGCGUGCCUCAUGACCCUCGGGUCCUUCGUGGCGUACGCGCUGCGCGCCAACCUCAGCGUCGCCGUGGUCGCCAUGGUGCGGACUAGGCCGCGCAUUGAGCCAACCCUCGUCACGGUCCCCCUCAACGAGACCAGCCUCCUGAACGGCAGCGUCGUCGGCCUGGCUGGCGAAGAUGUUCGACUGGGACGAGAAGGUUCGCGGCGCGCUGCUGAGCGCCUUCUUCUGGGGCUACAUGGUCAGCCAAGUGCCGGGCGGCGUCCUGUCGCAGCAGCUCGGCGGGUCGCGCCUCCUGGCCGGCGCCCUCGUCGCCACCUCGCUGUGCACGCUGCUGCUGCCGGUGUGCGCGCUGCAGGGCGGCUGGGAGGCUGUGUUCGCCAACCGCGUGCUGCAGGGCUUCACGCAGGUCUCUCCGUCUUGCCACCGCCCUCUGGACCCGAUUCACCCGAGAUAACACACUCUGCUUCGUCGCAGGGCCCCGUCUACCCGUCCGUGUACACCCUGCUCGGCGUCUGGGUGCCUCCGCACGAGAGGGAGAUCUUCACGACGGCCGUUCUCGGAAGCACGCUGCUGGGCCCCAUGCUCGCCUCGCCCCUGUGCGGGGUCAUCGCGGCGCGCUGGGGCUGGCCCUCCAUCUUCUACUCCUUCGGCGCCCUGGGGCUGGCCACCGGUGCCCUGCUGCUGUUCCUGGGCGCGGACAGGCCAGCCAAACACUCCAGGAUUUCCGCCGAGGAGCUGGCCUACAUCGAGUCGUGCAUCGACGACGGCAAGGCGCCCCAGGUGCAGCCGCGGACGCCCUGGCUGGCCAUAGUCUCAUCGCCGUGCGUCUGGGUCUUGUGGCUGUCCCUGUCGGUGCAGGCGAUGGUCUACUUCACCUUCCUCACCAGCAUCCCGACCUACCUCCACGGCGUGCUAGGCUUCAGUCUCGAGGAGGUGAGUAAAGCUGCCCGCACGGUAGGCAACCCUUUCGACGCCUUGUUGGCGAUGCACCACCUACAGGGUACGCAAACUAUUUGGGCGAUUCCAUGCCAAACCAACGAACCCUUGGGAUUUCAUCCCUCCGAUUUUGAUGAAACUUUUGUUGGGUGUGGGAGACAUCAUAAAAAGACCCCCUGCCAAAGGGUUUUGCGAAAUCUCACCCCAUUUGGCUGUGGCAGGAUAUCAAAGUUUUAGCUUUAGUCAAAAUCAUGAUAUUUUCUUUAAUUUCCUCUUUUCUGGCUGAUUUGUUUUGGAUUUUUGUCCAUAGUGUAUUUUUACGUAAAAAGAGCUGGGGAACACGAUGAAAACGGUUUCGAGACAAUUGGGUAAAGUUUUGAUGCCAAAAUCUUCAUUUUUCGUCAUAUUUUUUCGAAAAAUUGCUAUUGCCAAAAGAGCUCAUCUUCGAUUUCGACCUAACUUUUACCAAAUGAUCUCCUAACAUAGAGGAACAAAACACUAAAAGGGUUUGGUCGGCCCGCCCAUAAGAUCUGAGAAAUCGCAGAAACAAAUUUUGAAAAAUCACCAAAAUCGUGUAUUUAAGGUGGUGGUGGUGGUGUGGGUUCUUGCCUGCGCUGCGCAGCCGGCUGUUCUGGUCAACAUCGACUUCCCCGCCUGGCGUGCGAAGGAAAACCACCCGCCAGGAGCGCCUGUGAAGCUCGGAUAGGCAACCCGCAGGCC
Molecule: messenger RNA, 1917 nt
Organism: Thrips palmi
Lineage: Eukaryota; Metazoa; Arthropoda; Insecta; Thysanoptera; Thripidae
Exons: 5
Coding region: 193-1434 (413 amino acids)
Biological process (GO): monoatomic anion transport; transmembrane transport
Cellular component (GO): plasma membrane
Molecular function (GO): transmembrane transporter activity
Source: RefSeq, a predicted model, not a curated record